UCUAAUUCUCCUCGCGGCUGUCAGCUGGGAGUCUUUUGUUAUCCGGCUCGUCGCGGUCCUCCCCCGGCAGCUACACCGCCAACAUGAAGUCGGUCACAUAGCAGGGUGCUUUAAAUAUCUUUUUUUUUCUCAAGUCACUGCAGCUGUAAAGGCAGGGAGGUGUUGCACCUGUCACCUGCACAACAAAAGCGGAUAAAGUUGUGGAGAAAGGAGGGCCUCAGGAUGGCUGAGGGUCCGAAGAAAAGGAGCAGCAGCAGCGGCCAGUCGGAGACCGAGGAGUCCCAGUCUGACGCCGGGAAAGAGGCAGGGAGCUCCGGGGUGGCUCUGAAAAAAGAGAUCGGCCUGGUCAGCGCCUGUGGCAUUAUAGUGGGCAACAUAAUUGGAUCGGGCAUCUUUGUGAGUCCUAAGGGGGUUCUGGAAAAUGCUAGCUCAGUGGGGCUGGCCAUCAUUGUGUGGGUCGCCACAGGAGUUAUCACAGCUAUUGGCGCUCUCUGCUACGCCGAGCUCGGCGUGACCAUCCCCAAGUCGGGGGGAGACUACUCCUACGUCAAGGACAUCUUCGGAGGAUUGGCUGGGUUCCUGCGUCUGUGGAUUGCACUGUUGGUUAUCUACCCCACCAACCAGGCUGUGAUCGCCCUCACCUUUUCAAACUACGUGCUGCAGCCCCUCUUCCCCUCCUGCAUCCCCCCAGAGAAUGGGCUGCGCCUGUUGGCCGCCGUCUGCCUGCUGUUGUUGACAUGGGUGAACUGCUACAGUGUGCGCUGGGCCACGCGGGUGCAGGACGUCUUCACCGCUGGCAAGCUGCUGGCAUUGGGCCUCAUCAUAGUCAUGGGCUUCGUACAGAUUUGCAAAGGUCACUAUUACUGGUUGGAACCAGCACAUGCCUUUGAGACUUUCAGAGACUAUGAUAUUGGCCUCAUAGCUCUUGCUUUUCUGCAAGGCUCCUUUGCAUAUGGAGGCUGGAAUUUUCUCAACUAUGUCACGGAGGAGCUGGUUGACCCAUAUAGGAACCUGCCCCGUGCCAUCUUCAUCUCAAUUCCCUUGGUCACCUUUGUCUAUGUCUUCGCCAACGUGGCCUACGUCACAGCUAUGAGCCCACAGGAGCUGCUGGCCUCCAAUGCUGUUGCAGUGACGUUUGGAGAGAAGUUGCUAGGAGUAAUGUCAUGGAUCAUGCCCAUCUCUGUGGCGCUCUCCACCUUCGGGGGGGUCAAUGGCUCCCUCUUCACGUCCUCGCGACUGUUCUUUGCUGGAGCGAGGGAAGGCCAUCUUCCACGUCUGCUGGCCAUGAUUCAUGUCGGCCGCUGCACUCCCAUCCCAGCCCUGCUGUUCACUUGCAUCUCCACUCUCCUGAUGCUGUGCACCAGUGACAUCUACACCCUCAUCAACUACGUGGGCUUCAUCAACUACCUCUUCUACGGCGUCACUGUCGCUGGGCAGAUUGUCCUGCGCAUCAAAGAGCCCAACAUGUAUCGCCCCAUAAAGGUGAGCCUGAUCUGGCCUGUGAUCUACCUGCUGUUCUGGGCAUUCCUGCUGGUUUUCUCCCUCUACUCAGAGCCUGUGGUCUGCGGUGUUGGUCUGGCAAUCAUGAUGACCGGUGUCCCUGUAUACUUCCUUGGAAUAUACUGGGAAAAUAAGCCACAGUGCUUUGACACCAACAUUGGUUACAUGACUCAUCUGUGCCAAAAGUUGUGUUUGGUUGUUUACCCAAUCAUGGAAGAGAGCUCGAAGCCCCAUGGGCCUGAAGGGAAAGAUAACGAAGGGGAUGAAGGAAAGCCCAUAAACAGCUGAUUGAACAUGUGCACUAACAGAAACACAGACAUUUAUUCACACCCUUAGAGGGUUGAGAAAAAAAGGCCUGGAGAAGACUCCUAGAAAGAGGAACCACAAGAUAUUCACCUGAUUUAAAUUUAAAUGUUGAAGGAAUGUGUGUAGUGCUGAAAUUUCUUUCUCGAGGUUUUCUUUGACUGGCCUUAAUCCUGAACACCACUGCCUCAGUGUAAUUCUGCCUGGUAACAGGCGUUUGAGAUGCAAUAUCGCUUAUUUUGAACAGAAGUUUUGACCCACAUGGCCAUUUUUCUUGUCUUCAAACUAGGAUCUAAAAUGUCUCUUUUUGUAUUGUCUUUAUUAUUGUGUCCUUGUUUGUCUGUGGACAAUGAUUUGAGGUGGAUGGAAGAUUAUUUUAAUGUUCAAGCUUGUGCAUAUUAUGUCAUUAUCAUAACACUAACAUGAAUUGACAGUCCCACUUUUUGUGUGAGUCUCACUGCAUUUAUUAUUUCUUUGUAACCCUCUCUUGUUUGCCCAUUCGAAAAUUGGAAUUUAAAUUCUGAUGGAACAGCACUUAACAUUGCAAUCAUAGAACCAGAAUUUUUACCCUGGGAAAAAAAAAUCAAAAGACAGAUGACAAGCUUUAUGGAAAUGUAAUUUUUACUUCACUAGUUCAUGGAAAGGACUGAAAUCUCCAUUUGCAGAAAGAGGAUACACAACUUGUGUCAUGAAAGUCACCUUGUGAGUGAGAGAGUGAGUGUGGCAGAAAAAUACAAGUCGAGUGGUGAGACGUUAUUAUGGUUCCAGUGGACAUGUUCUCAUACUUUGUUAAAUUACCCGAUUUAGAUUAGCUCUAGUUGGCUGCUUGCUUUAGCCAUGAAUAUCAAUCAUAGCUAGACCGGAGGCUGGGAGAGAGAGAAGAGAAGACUGUUGGUUACUGUGCAGAUGAAGUUUGCUUCAGAUAUUUCUACUAACUUAAUUCUCUCAGUGAAUGCAUUCUAUUGUUAUUUGAAUCUUGACUCAGUGAUUUUAAAUAUACACAUGGAGGAGUUGAUGGGACUGUCAUCCCUUCAGUGCCCAUUUUCUGGGAAGGGAUGACAGACAAUUCUUUCACACCUUCCCAGGAAAUUGAGCCAUUCACUCUUGGCCUCUUGUGAACCAAACAACUGUUGUUGACUCCUGGGUUCAGGUGACUCCACCCACACUAAUGUUGUUGUCACAACCGGGAGGAGCACUAACAAGCCAAGUGUUAUCAAUGACCUGGAAAACAUCCCCACACCGGUCGGGCAGAACUAAAGAAGCCUCUUGGAUGAGAAGAGAAACGUCUUCAAGAAUAUAUUAACAGUCCAGUUGCUCUCGAUUCAGCUCUCCUUGGCUAACCAUGACCUGGAUGACUGAGGAUUUUCACAGAUGAUGGGUCCAGUGGUUUGGAUUUUACGAGACAAUGAACAUCAACACAUUUGGCCAGAAUUCACUGAAUGUUCAUUGAAUCAACCCAAAAUUUAAAUGUUAACUGAAAGUACCAAUCAAAGUGCUUUCCAUUAUUCCAUCAUUGGGGGCUGCCACCAAUGUGAAAAAUGUCUUGUAAUUGACUGAUCUAUGAAAAUUACACAACAGAACAUUGUAGAACAGGACAAAUUUCUGGAAAGCAUGAAUUCUUUUAAGAUAAAGUGCCUGACCAAAAAAAAAAAAAAAAAAGAUAAAUUCGUGAAGUGAAAACAAUUCAGCAUGGAAUCACACACAUCUGCAGUAUGGAACAAUGUACAAUUUGGGCAUCAGUGUCAUAAAAGUUGCCAAUCAUAAGGUCAUCUACACAUUAGUGUGAAGAUGUGUUUCUCCUCAAUCUAAAAGCAUUUACGUGAUCACCAAACUACAUGGUUAUUUCAGGCAUUUUAAGUUAAAAGAUCAGCUGUCUCAUUUCUAACAAAUACACUGAUCAUCCUCCUGGACAAAAAGACUUCUCAUUUUCGACACCAGAACAAACUGGAAGUUGUGGAGACAGAGGAUGCAUCACGGUCUGCCCUCCAGACAGCUGACCGAGACUUCUGUAACAGGACCAAAUUGUAAUAUUCAAAAAUAAAAAAAACUCUCAAAAUGAAAAUCCAACUGAUUUUGAUGUUUUUAAACUGUAGGUUGUGAGGUUGUGCUUCCCAUCAAACUGCAUGAUGUGUAGAUGUGGCCCAGUUUGCCAAUAUAGCUUGGAUAAUUAAUCAUUUGGUGGUGCUUUGGAGUCAAAUUUCUCUCUGCAAAUUGACAUUUAAAAAGUUUGCCAUGAGCAAAAAUUAAAUGUUUCAAACAGCAGGUUGUGUACUGUGGGUUACAGUGGGUUUUUAAGAUUUCAAUCAAAAGGAGUGCGGCAAACUCCAACAGCAAUCAUCUCUGUCAACCACACGGCCAGACAUAAAUGUGGUAUUGCAUGAGAGGCACCAGGACUGAAUAGUGAUAAUAAAGGCAAGAUCUUUGCUAUCAUCAUC
This is a messenger RNA of Myripristis murdjan (pinecone soldierfish), 4238 nucleotides long. It is a transcript of the gene slc7a8b, whose product is annotated as solute carrier family 7 member 8b. The record is from RefSeq and is a predicted model, not a curated record. Bases 223 to 1788 code for a protein of 521 amino acids. The transcript is spliced from 12 exons. Lineage: Eukaryota; Metazoa; Chordata; Actinopteri; Holocentriformes; Holocentridae. Gene Ontology annotation, molecular function: neutral L-amino acid transmembrane transporter activity; L-amino acid transmembrane transporter activity. Gene Ontology annotation, cellular component: membrane. Gene Ontology annotation, biological process: neutral amino acid transport; amino acid transmembrane transport.